GGCAAAUUCUAAGCGCAGUUCACCUCCCAGCUUCGAAUAACUGGGAAGAUGGGUCUAAGAGAGAAGGGCUGGCCGCAUUGCAUGUUGGGAGGUGUAGUAUUCCUCAGAGCGCGCGGCCCGCCGGGAGGUGUAGUUGCGGUUCUGAAGCCCUUUGGCCAAAAUGUACUUGGAUUCUCUAAAAUAUUUGAUUUCACUUGAGGUAUUUGGUAGAGAAUUUCUGAUGCAAAUAUACUGUUUGAUUCAGCAAAAGUGAUUAUUGAAGAAAUUACCUUUAGAAUCUUCAGGGAGUUCUACAAAAGACACCCUUAUUGUGUGAUUAACAGCUAAAAAUUUAUUUGCACAAUGGACAAUGCAAAAGAGAAUAACAAUGACAAAGAUGGGCUACUGCUUAGAAUGGGACUCAAUGAUAACAAAGCAGGAAUGGAAGGAUUAGAUAAAGAGAAAAUAAAUAAAAUUAUCAUGGAAGCCACCAAGGGGUCUAGAUUUUAUGAAAAUGAGCUCAAAAAGGAAAAGCAAGUAAAUCAACGAAUUGAAAAUAUGAUGCAACAAAAAUCUCAAAUUACCACCCAGCAGCUAUGGAAAGCACAAUUACAGAUAAGUAAGUUCACUCUGCAAUGGAGUUGGAAACAGAGCCGUAACCUGCAUUGCACUAUAAUACACAUUGAAAUGGAUGCUUUCUAUGCAGCAGUAGAAAUGAGAGACAAUCCAGAACUGAGGGAUAAACCUAUUGCAGUAGGAUCAAUGAGUAUGUUGUCCACUUCAAAUUAUCAUGCCAGAAGGUUUGGAGUACGGGCAGCUAUGCCUGGAUUUAUUGCUAAGAGACUCUGUCCACAGUUAACUAUAGUGCCCCCGAAUUUUGACAAAUAUCGAGAAGUGAGUAAAGAGAGAGAAAUUCUUGCUGACUAUGAUCCCAAUUUUAUGGCCAUGAGCCUUGAUGAAGCGUAUCUGAAUAUAACAACACACUAGGAAAGACAAAACUCUGAGGAUAAAAGAAGAUAUUUCAUCAAAACAGGAAACCCUACAGAAAAUGAUAAACCAGAAACUGUCAUAUCAAGGGCACCAGAGUUAAACGAAGCUUCCCUAUCCAUCUCUCCUUUACUCUUUGAAGAUAGCCCUCCCCAACCACAACAACAAGAGCCAGAAGUUCCUUCCCAGGUGCACUAUGAAGAACAGAAAGAUCCUCAAGUCCUCCAAAAUUCAGUUAUUUUUGGAAUUUCAGCUGAGGAAGUUGUAAAGGAAAUUAGAUUCAGAAUCGAACAAAAAACAUCACUGACAGCCAGCGCAGGCAUUGCUCCAAAUACAAUGUUAGCAAAAGUAUGUAGUGAUAAAAAUAAACCAAAUGGACAAUACCAAAUUCCCCCUAACAGACAAGCUGUGAUGGACUUCAUCAAGGAUUUACCCAUUAGAAAGGUUCCAGGAAUAGGAAAAGUAACAGAGAAAAUGUUAAAAGCACUUGGAAUUAUCACUUGCUCAGACCUUUACCAGAAGAGGGCCCUACUUUCUCUUCUUUUUUCUGAAACAUCUUGGCACAGCUUCCUUCAUAUCUCCCUUGGUCUGGGUUCGACACAGAUGGAAAGGGAUGGAGAGAGGAAAAGUAUGAGCAUUGAAAGAACAUUCAGUGAGAUAAGUAAAGCAGAGGAACUGUAUAGCUUGUGCCAAGAACUUUGUAGUGAUCUUGCUCAGGAUCUACAGAAAGCAGGACUUAAGGGCAGAACAGUUACUAUUAAGCUGAAGAAUGUGAAUUUUGAAGUAAAAACUCGAGCAUCUACUGUAGCAGCUGUUGUUUCUACUGCAGAAGAAAUAUUUGCUGUUGCAAAGGAAUUGCUAAAAGCAGAAAUUGAUGCUGAUUACCCACAGCCCUUACGACUAAGGCUUAUGGGUGUACGGAUAUCAGGCUUUUCCAAUGAAGAAGACAGGAAGCACCGACAAAGAAGCAUCAUUAGCUUCUUAAAAGCAGGAAGCCAUGCCCUAGAUCCAGUUGGCUCUGUGUUGGAGAAAAAUGACCAAGAUCAAGUUGUGAAACCUCCAGAAGCAUCUUACAAGGAGAGUUUCUUCACUAAAAAGCGGUCAGAAAUGAGUUGGAACUACCAAGACACUUUUAAAUGUGAGCCUGACACUAAACAAGGCCUCCAAGUUUCAGAGCCACCUAGUCCUUUAAAGGAAGAAAUGAAAGAGAAUUUGGAAAAAUCAGAAAAUGUAGAUGACUGUCAGAGCUUCACCUGUCCUAUUUGUUUUAAGGAACAAGGAAGAAUAUGUUUGGAAGCACUUAACAAGCAUGUGGAUGAGUGUCUCAGUAGGACACUAGUAGACUGUAACCCCAAAAUGAUGGCUGUCUCACAAUCACAUUCUUUUUGUUCAGAAGUAAAUCCAAAUUUAAAAACCCAUGAAACUAUAGAAAGCCCGUUAGUAGAUUUUGUGCCUUCAGUAAAUGUAGAUGUGCUUUCUAAAGGAAAAAGUACAAAGGCUUUAAACACAAGAGCAGGAUUUGAGCAAAGCCAAAAGCAGUAUUCUAGCCUCUGGAGCAAGUCUUCUCUUGAUGAAUAUUGUUAUCAGAAUUCACUCCAUGAAAAUGAAGGAAAUGAUGCCACAUCUUCGGGCGGGCAAACAGACCUCCAGACCUCUUUACCAAGGGAUAAAACGUUGGUGUGUCCUGUUUGCAACUUGGAGCAAAAGACUUCUGAUCUGAUACUCUUCAAUAGUCACGUAGAUAUUUGCUUAAAUAAAGGUCUUAUCCAGGAACUAAGGAAGGACGAAGUUAGCCCAGUUAUGGAUUGUCCAACAGAAAAUUCUAAAAGUACCAGGAGCUCAGGCAAAAUACAGAAGACUGUGAAUGUCAUAGCAAAAACAAAAAGGCCAGGAUUGAUGACCCAGAAUUCAACAUCAAAGAAAACCAAACCAAACAGUUCCAAAUACACAAUUGAUAGCUUUUUUAAGUGAACAGUAAGAAUUUUUUUAUUAGAAGAGGUCAUUUCUUAACUGUAAAUAUUAUAAAUUCUUAUUUUAAAAUUACAGAUUGAUUCAAUCAAUGUAAAUGACUUGAUGCUAGGAUAUUCUGGUAUUGCUGUCAAUAAUGUUAUGGUUAUAAAUUUGUUUUGGCAGGAACCAAAAGAAUGUGUUUAUUUGUUUAGGUUACAUAAAGAAAAUUCACAUUAAUUGUGCCUAUGGGCCUAUUAAGAAUCAAAAAGCUGCUUACUUAUCUUGCUUAUUAUUAGCCUUUUUAAAACAUCUUCCAUACUUGAGAAUAGUGAGGACAUUGUCAAAUGAGGACAAUGAGGACAUUUGACAAUGAAAGAUGCCCCCUGCAAGCACUUAGUUCACUUUUUAAAUAUUUAAUCCUAAAUUUGGAAAUAGUUGUAUUCCCUUACUUACAUAGCAGAUCAGAAAAGCAAUAUCUUAUUUUAUCACAUAUGACUUUAUUUAAAAAUUCACUUAAAAAUUUUUUUUAAAAACUGAGUUUCCCUUUCUUGCUUUAGAUAGAAGCAGAGGGGCUAUUCACAGGCCUAAUCCCACUACUGAUUGGCAUGGGAGCUGUGAUCUGCUUUGUUUGUGACACAGGCCAGUUUGAGCCUCCUUAUGCAAUCUGGUCUUGUGACUAUCUGGCCCUUCCUCACCACCAUCCCCUUCCAGGAGCUCAUGAUAUUGAUGUUGGACUUGGUAUGAACAUUUGAUUGACUCAGCCCACUGCAGCUCAGUACUCCACUCCAAAGCUGAAGGGAUCCAUCACCAUCUGUAUCCCCAAUACCUGGGAUUACAAGCAUGUACCCUGGCUACUUUUUUUUUUUUUUGGUGGGGCAGUGAGGGUUAAGUGACUUGCCCAAGGUCACACAGCUAGUAAGUGUCAAGUAUCUGAGGCCAGAUCUGAACUCAGGUCCUUCUGAAUCCAGGGCUGGUGCUCUGUGCCACCUAGCUGCCCCCUCACCCUGGCUACUUUUAAUGAGAAAUACUUAAUAUAAAAUGUACAAUUGUAAAGCUUAUUAUAUGUUUUAAAGCUCAGAAUUAUAUAAGGUUUUAGUUAAAUAUUUUAUUAAUAUUUAUAAAGAAACUAAUUAUGGUAUCUAAUAAAUUAAUAAUUAAGGAUAUUUUAUUGUUUAAAGAAGAAAAAAGUUAAUUGUUUUGCAUUUUUGUAUUAUUAAAAAAAUUCAGUCUUUGUUAGGGUUUAUCAAACUAAAUAGUUUUUACUCUUUGCUAUUUUGGGUAAUUUUUUCCCCAGGUUUUACCUGUACAUAUUUGAAUUAAAUAGGUUUUUUAGGUUUUUAGGAAUAACUUAUAUUGAGAUCCUAAACGUAACCUGUGAACAAAAGCAGCAAACUUUCACCUCACUAUAAAUUGAAAUAUGCAACUAUUAGGCUAAAUAUUUGUUAACAUUUGUUUGGGUCGUCUUGACUUUUUAACUUUGAAAGUGCCUCACAGCAUCUGUUGAAAUAAACUUACAAAACAAUAUGAUUUAUGCAAAACUCAAGACAGUUUAUGUAAUGUUGCACUGCUGUCAUGCUCUAUUCAAUGAUUUUUCAUUACCUUUUCCUCAGAUGAGCUAUUUUUGUCAAUGACAGGAAGCCUUCUCUUGAAUGUAGGAUGGUGUUGCUAUUACUCAAGAUCAAUAGCAUCAUGAUGACAACAUCAUCAUGAAGCUAGAGAGCUAGCCUCAAAGCCAGCAAGACCUUUAUAAUCCUGAAAAAAGUCACUUAACUUCUCAAUACUCUGGACAACUCUCUAAGAGUGUAGAGAAAGUGCCAGCUUGCAUUGGUAGAUAGAAUUUCCUCACCUGGGAAAUCCCUUUAUCAGUGAAAUCACAGGUCUAGUCUCUAUACUUAUUAUCACAGAAAGUCUAUUAUCUCAAAAUUAUUACUGGAAUAUCUGGUAUUCUUAUAAAAAUUCUAGGAAACCUGGACACUUCUGGGAUAAAUGGCGAUUUAAAGGAAAAAAAAAAUCCAUCUUCUAGGAAAACCCCAAGAACAAAGAACUAAUGUCUUAAUAAAGUGAAAGUGAAAUACAAUUACUGUUCCAUGUCCCCUUUUAUCUGUGCUAUCACUUUCUGAGACUGGGCAAAAGGAAAAAGAAAGUGCCCUUCAGAAUGAUUGUGUGGGAGUUCUAUUUUUUUGGACCUAUUCCUGUACUGGUACAUGUCAUGGUGGGGUCAUAGCUUUAAUGCAUGAUCUUUGUCACAUGAUCUGUAUUUUCCAUAUUUUCUGUGUUUUUACAGUAAACUACAAUUGCCUGAACAUUGAAUCCUGUUAUUUGUUUUCAGUAGCUGAAAUUCCUGGCCCUUAUGUUAGUUGAUUCUUGAAAUUUAUCUGAACAUUGUA
Dromiciops gliroides (monito del monte) is the source of this 5303-nucleotide messenger RNA. RefSeq names its product DNA polymerase kappa (gene POLK). The record is from RefSeq and is a predicted model, not a curated record. Gene Ontology annotation, biological process: error-prone translesion synthesis. NCBI's taxonomy places the organism in Eukaryota, Metazoa, Chordata, Mammalia, Microbiotheria, Microbiotheriidae. Gene Ontology annotation, cellular component: nucleus. Gene Ontology annotation, molecular function: DNA-directed DNA polymerase activity; damaged DNA binding.